Messenger RNA from Porites evermanni, 886 nucleotides. NCBI's taxonomy places the organism in Eukaryota, Metazoa, Cnidaria, Anthozoa, Scleractinia, Poritidae. The record is from the annotation of a GenBank genome assembly.
CACCGGGUUGGACACUGCUUAUGGGAAAGUUCCUUGAACGCUGGAUUUUUGGGAUUCGGCGUCAACAUCAGAUUCCCUGGGGUAACGUUAACAUCGGUUUCCCCGGAGUGGGCGUCAACAUCAGAUUCCCUGGGGUGACGUUAACAUCGGUUUCCCCGGAGUGGGCGUCAACAUCAGAUUCCCUGGGGUGACGUUAACAUCGGUUUCCCCGGAGUGGGUGUCAACAUCAGAUUCCCUGGGGUGACGUUAACAUCGGUUUCCCCGGAGUGGGUGUCAACAUCAGAUUCCCUGGGGUGACGUUAACAUCGGUUUCCCCGGAGUGGGUGUCAACAUCAGAUUCCCUGGGGUGACGUUAACAUCGGUUUCCCCGGAGUGGGUGUCAACAUCAGAUUCCCUGGGGUGACGUUAACAUCGGUUUCCCCGGAGUGGGUGUCAACAUCAGAUUCCCUGGGGUGACGUUAACAUCGGUUUCCCCGGAGUCGGCGUCAACAUCAGAUUCCCUAGGGUGACGUUAACAUCGGUUUCCCCGGAGUGGGUGUCAACAUCAGAUUCCCUGGGGUGACGUUAACAUCAGUUUCCCCGGAGUGGGUGUCAACAUCAGAUUCCCUGGGGUGACGUUAACAUCGGUUUCCCCGGAGUGGGUGUCAACAUCAGAUUCCCUGGGGUGACGUUAACAUCGAUUUCCCCGGAGUAGGUGUCAACAUCAGAUUCCCUCGGGUGGGUGACGUUAACAUAUCCCUACGGUGGGUAUCGUCAACAUCAGAUCAGUUCCAAGAGUGGAGGUAGUCAACAUCGGAAUCCCAAAGGUGGGGGUCGCCAACAACAGAUUCCCCGGUAUGGAUGUCCCCAAAAUCAGAUUCCUUGGGUUGGGUGUCGUCAACAUUAG